Molecule: messenger RNA, 1433 nt
Organism: Helobdella robusta
Lineage: Eukaryota; Metazoa; Annelida; Clitellata; Rhynchobdellida; Glossiphoniidae
Exons: 7
Coding region: 168-1433 (421 amino acids)
Biological process (GO): actin filament network formation; cortical actin cytoskeleton organization
Cellular component (GO): cytoplasm; cytoskeleton
Molecular function (GO): actin filament binding
Source: RefSeq, a predicted model, not a curated record
UAAUCAACCUUCCACCCCCGCUGGCACCACCCCCAUUGUUGUUGUUACCACCAUCACCCUUGCUAUCGUCACCAUCGCGAUCACCGUCACCACAACCGGCAAGAAAAUUGUUAAAGUUACAUUGGCAGAAGGCCCAGGAAAACUUUUUUACCCCUUCCGGUCGGACCAUGGAAAGUAUUUGGGGUAGGGUGGCCCGUGAAAUCCCCGUCGUUCAAUUUGAUAAGAAGUUUUUCCUGCAGCUCUUUGAAACUAAGCAGGCUGACAUAAAAGUAAAGAAAUCAGAACAAUCGAAAAAAGAAUUAACAAUCUUGGAUUCGAAGAGAUCAAACACCAUCAACAUCGCUCUGACGUCACUUCCGCCUGUGUCAGCAAUUAAGGCGGCCAUCUUGAAAAUGGACAACAAUGUCAUACAUAAGGAAGGAGUCGAGAAAAUAUUAAACACACUUCUUCCAACUGAGGAAGAAGUUACACAAAUCACCGAAGCCCAAAUGGCUGCCUGCAACAACCACAUGACCAACAACAACAACAACAACUACAACAACAACAACAACAGCAUAAACAACAGUAUAACCUUGGGAUCAGCUGAAAAUUUCCUGUUAACAUUAUCGUCAAUAAACGAACUAAAAGCUCGUCUAACUCUCUGGCUAUUUGUCAUCGAGUUUGACGCCAUUGAAAAUGAAUUACUUGACAGCCUUUGUAGCACCCAGCAAGCCAUUCAACAAAUUCGAACAAGCAGAUCUUUCAAGCGCAUCCUACUUAUGCUACUUUCCAUUGGAAACUGUCUCAAUAAUAACAAGUCAACUGGUUUCACACUGGACUACCUCUCGAAAGUAACGGAAGUGAAAGAUUCCGAACGCAAGCACUCCCUCCUACAUCAUCUGGUCGUCAUGGCAGCCGAUCACUUCGGCCCUAACCAGGUCAGUGACCUAUUUAACGAGGUGGAGGCUGUCCACAGGUGUGCCCGCAUCGAUUACGACGAGGUCAAGGAGAAAAUUGAAAAGUUGGAAAGGUCAUGCAGGGGCUCCUGGGGUCACCUGAGGUCAAUCUCCAUGCAUGAUAAUGAUGAGGCCAUGAAGAAAAGGCUAUCGAGUAGGAUUGCUGACUUUGUGGAACGGACGAUCGUCCUGAAGACCAUUCACAAACGUCUCAUUAACAAAUUUUACCAGCUACUACUCUACCUGGGCUACCAUGGCAAAGCGAUAAAAAAUACCAACGCGACACAGUUUUUCAAGUACAUUUCUGACUUUUGCAUGGAGUACAAGCUACUCAGUGCCAAGUAUGCCAAGCACAAAAACAAAAAAGAACAACAACAACAGAAGUUAAUACGCCAACAAGAGCAACAACUGCAACAACAACUUUUGUUGCAGCAAUACAAUCUGGCCGUCUCUAUGGCAUCUAAGUCAGAGGUUCGAUCCAAGUUUUUUUUUGUCUAA